Messenger RNA from Sphaeroforma arctica JP610, 4480 nucleotides. RefSeq lists its product as hypothetical. Gene Ontology annotation, biological process: GPI anchor biosynthetic process. The record is from RefSeq and is a predicted model, not a curated record. Lineage: Eukaryota; Ichthyosporea; Ichthyophonida. The coding region runs from base 467 to 4177 and encodes 1236 amino acids. The transcript is spliced from 2 exons. Gene Ontology annotation, cellular component: membrane; endoplasmic reticulum.
AUUAAAACACAACAGUAUGUGAAUAUGUAUACGUCAGACACUGUACGUGGUUAUGUAUAUAGAUUGGUAAGGGAGUCCAGAUGUAUAUAGAGCGUAUAUAUAUGUGAUACACUAUAUGUGAGUCUGUAUAUAGAUUGGUAUGGGAUUCCAGGUAUAUAUAGUCGAAACUUAAAAUCUACAUAGUGAAAUUCGCAUCACGGUUAGCAUAUUAAGGCUCUCAUAUAUACAGUCGUAUUGCAUCGAGCCUCUACACAGAUUUUGUGACUAAACAAACUCUUUCCGAUGUCUCAGGUCAUGUAGUCUAUAUAUUUUUUGAUCGUACCAUGCUCAUAGUUUCAGCGUAUGAAGGGUUCUGGGGUUGUUUAAAACAUAUACAGAGAUAUGAAAUACAUGCCAUCUAUUUUAUUCUUGGCAGGAUAAUAUACUAGUGAACUAAUACGUCAUCGUAUAGGGAUAGCUUUGUGCCAUGGUUUCUAUUGCUGUCCAUGCGCAUGGCUCGGUUUUCGAGACUCCAUACAGUGGUUGGCUAGUAGGCUGGGUCAAUCACAGCGACAAUGAUAGCUAUGGGGUUCACCUAACCGUCUACAAUGUAGUACCGUAUGUGCAGGCCGAUUGUGUGCAUCAGACCAAUCAACAAUUGAGUGAUCUAAGGUCUCGAUUGAGUGUAAUCGGCCGGUGGAUCGGACACACACCCACGCACCCAGAAGAUGAUCACGUACAGCAUAUGGACUAUAUACCAGAGGGUGUUCAUUGCUAUGACUUAGCAGCGGUGCAGGUAGUACUACAGUGUAGUAGCCAAGCGGGCGUGUUUGCUCCUGUUGCUGUGGAUAUACUAGUGAGAACCUUUGCCUCAAGCACACUCACAGGCAAGGAGAAAGAGUCCCAGAACUGGCCUAAGACAGUGCGUGUACAAGACAAGGAUACGGGGAGGAUAAACCAGACUGACUGUGGUAUGAGCAUACCGGGCAAUGCGUAUACUCGGGAAAGAGUCCGCGCGAAAGGGAGAAACGAUGGAUGCCAACGCCUGGGAUCAGAGAGCGAUAUUGAAACUAGUACAGUCAAGGGAGUUGAUGAUCAUGUAGAUGCAAACGGCAUGGAUUAUGCCAGAAGUGGCUGUAGUAGUGAGGCCGGCACCGGUGUGAGCAGAAACCCUACGUACGAUACCUACACUACUGACGCCAUCUAUACCAGUGUCCGCACAAACAACCCAACCGUGGCAGAGGCGAGGAGCCCGAUGUAUGUAAAACCUGGUAGCUAUGGGAAGGCCGGUGUCACUAUUGUACUCUACCCAGAACCGGUACCGGGUGCGUUGUUAGUGACCUCGCCUACCUCGCUACGGUUGCAAGACACUCUGGAGUGUAUCUACCGGCACAGCUUUCUGGCACCCACCGCCCCAGUACAAGAUACGUGCACACCAAGGGGAAGGGGUACAAGGCAUACAGACGUACCUGGUGCUAGCACGGAUAGCUCUGGUGAUGGCACUCAGGCAUCUAAUAAUAGAACACAGUCAUCUAAAAAUAGAACACAUGCGUGUAAUAAUAGAGCACAGUCAUCUAAAAAUAGAACAGAUGCAUCUAAUAAUAGAACACAGGUAUACGCACACACUCACGCACAUGUGUACGAGCAAGUGUUGGAGCAGUUGGCCGUCAGUGGCAAAUCUGGGGCCCGCCAAUGCAGUCCUGUAGGUAAGUGGGUGCCAUAUAUGGAUAUGAAUAGCGUAGAUGCCGAUAGUCUAUAUACACACACACCCCAGGCAUGUGGAGGCCCGAGGCACACAGUACCACAGACAGACAGUCUGCGUCAGGACGAACACUGCAGGGAAAGGCCCAAUUCAAGCCCCAAUUUAAAUGCAAGUGAGACUGGGGAUUGCGAGAACAGGGUGCAAUCGCACCUCAGGAAGAGAACAGGCACAAACGUACGUAGAGAAGCCAGCGACACAAACACAGGUCACAGGCGCACAGAUCAGUGCCAAGGCAACGAGUGUGGGUUGUCAGUCAGGAACAGGGAAUUGCACAGAAGCAUCGCGCCAAACACACCACUGAGGUGUGUAGGGGGGGUGAGAGGGGGAAGGACUCGCACAGGGGCAUCCACACACAGAUGCAUGGAGGUGUGUACAUGCGGAGACGACAUGCACACAGAUGUUAGUAGGGAGGCACGGGGACAGAGUGCACUAAGAGUGGCGCAGGAGGGAUUAGACCGGACUGCACCGCUUGAUAAUAAUAGUCUAGAUAGGGACACACAACCUGGGACAGAUAGUAGCACCCAAUCUGAAGUGGCUGGGUCUGCACUUCAUGGUAGAAACAGGGCCGCACCUCAUGGAACGGACAGGGUCACGGGUGCGGUAGCAGACCGGGCGCCACACCACAGUGGGACGAGGGGCAAACAUGAUAGCACAGCCCAUACCACUACCAACAACAGGGAGCAACACCCAACCAGCGACGCACAGACGAAACCUAUUAGCUUAAACAGAGUCUCAACUACAACAGACUACCCACCCACCCCCACCCCCACCCCCACGCACUGGUCUGAAGGUAGACAUGCGGGUCUUGUGCGGGUGUGGAGUGCCGCUGCGCUUGGCAUACACACGGCUGUGAUGUCAUUCCGCAGGAUAGGCCGUUACACACCCUAUGAGCGCGUCCCGAGACCAGACCAAGUGUUUCUGACUGUGAAGUUUCUGUGUGAGCGGGGGCGGCGUCUGUUGGUGUGGCCUUUGGUGUAUGCGAGAGCUUAUGCACACACAGAGAGUGGCUCUACAGCACUCGGGCAAAAACGUGCACAAGCACACACUCAGGUACGCACAAACGCAGCAACGCGGUCAUACUCGCCGGAACGUGAAUUGGAACACGCAUGGGCGCAUACGCCACACACACACGACCCUACACACAGGUGUGGUGAUAGUUUUAUGCCCCAUUACAGUAGUAUACACACACACCAACAACAGAUAGAGUGUCGCUCGCUGACGCUGGCGCUGUGGGAUGAGAUCGUGUCCUCAGCCGUAGACACGGUGCUGGGGCUGGUAGUGGGGGUGGUCCUGUGGCGCUAUAGCAGGCCAUUAGUGGAGGUGCUGGUGUAUAUGAUUCGCGAGUAUACUAUAGAGUACGUUAUCCACACCAUCAGAUGGUUAGCCGGAUCGCCCGGGGGGGUCAAACUGAACCCUCCCGUGGCGCAGUUCCUAGGCAUGGUGUUUGAGGUGUACACUGGUUGGUGGGGGGCCGUGCUGACGAGUGUGGAGCCGCACCUGCACCUGAUCAUUAGGACCGGAAUUGCCCUGUUGGCGCCGUGGGGGUUGGUGGUACUGCUGUGUGGGUUUGUUGACCUCGUGUUUGUACUCACAUUUCACGUGUAUCUGCUGGGCCGCUUCGCCACCAAUCUGUACGGGGGCAUAAUCCGCUGCCUCAUCUCGACCUCCCGGCUGUUCCGGGGCUAUAAACGUAACGUCCUGCGUUUACGUAUCGACAGUUGCCACCUGGCAUACGACCAGUUGCUGGUGAAUACCAUGUUCUUUACCACGCUCUUCUUUACCGUACCCACCGUAACCAUCUAUUACGCCUUCUUCCUGAGCUGCAAAGCCCUGGGUGUGGCUGUGCAUGUAGGGGCAUACGUCGUGUGUAUGUUUCUGUGGCACUUUCCGCUGUACUCGAUCUACACCCUUUACCACACACCCGACUUCAUACCAGGGGGCCUGGUUCUUGCACCUGUUUUUGCAGAAAAAGGACCGGAGAGUGACCACCCGCCUGAAAUAAGGGACACGCGCAGGGGCUUUCUACCACGAUCGCCCCUGGCCACCACCACGUAUACGUCUGAGCACGCAGAGACACUUACCUGUCCAUCACCUACGAAGCAUCACCAUACACCCACACGUACACAGAAGAUCGGCGAGUACACACACGUGUGCGUGCGGGAUACCACCGUGUUGGCUGUACGCAACCGGAGGGUCAGUAUGGGCGUACUAUUCGCCCGGGCACACAAUGCGAUUGUGGGUGUGUUGGCGCCGUACCAAAUGGGCGAAAUUUGCACCCAGGUGUUAUUCGGGUACUCAGACCCCAAAGAAUCGGGUGCAGGUGCAGGUGCAGGUGCGGCUGAGAGUGUCACCAGCGACGAUGCGGCGCAGUGGCAGCAAGUGUCAGACUACGAAGCGUACGAGAAAGCCUUGAGAGGGGUUGCGUGCGUGUGCUAGGAUGUAGGUUUUAGGGUUUUAGAAAACCCUGAAACUGGGUAGGGUUGCGUUUUUUAUGGGGCGUUUGGGUUGGUAUAGAUAAUCAUUUUCUCAACCUCAAUCGGGACAGACUGACAUACUUAGCGCAAGCCUGUGUUAGUUGAGAAGCGAUCCCGUUGGUUUACUAUAACUUAUCAAUGUAGAUGUGAGAGCACCCUAGCAACGGUUGACGGGGAGGAUAAGGAAUGCUCUGUUUCAAAAGAAGAGAUGUCAAAACCAUCGUCUGAUAGAUAGGCAAGUCUGUUGUGGGUGGAAAUAGUAAAG